Wallemia mellicola CBS 633.66 is the source of this 297-nucleotide messenger RNA. RefSeq names its product U6 snRNA-associated Sm-like protein LSm7. Bases 1 to 297 code for a protein of 98 amino acids. Gene Ontology annotation, cellular component: U6 snRNP; spliceosomal tri-snRNP complex; U2-type prespliceosome. The transcript has 2 exons. Lineage: Eukaryota; Fungi; Basidiomycota; Wallemiomycetes; Wallemiales; Wallemiaceae. The record is from RefSeq and is a predicted model, not a curated record. Gene Ontology annotation, molecular function: RNA binding. Gene Ontology annotation, biological process: nuclear-transcribed mRNA catabolic process; mRNA splicing, via spliceosome.
AUGGCGGAUAAACGCUCAGAUCCGAGCAACAAAAAGCCAAAGAAAGAAGCAAUCUUGGACCUGUCACGCUUUGUAGACCAGUCGCUGAGGUUGAAGUUCCAAGGCGGUAGAGAAGCUACUGGUAUUCUCAAGGGAUACGACCAGCUGAUGAAUCUAGUGAUGGAUGACGUUGUUGAGAUACUCCAGGACGGCUCUAGUCGCACCCUCGGCUUGGUCGUACUCAGGGGACCUGCUAUUACGGUGAUAAACCCUUCAGAUGGCUCAGAAGAGAUCGCUAAUCCGUUCACGCAAGAAUAA